This is a messenger RNA of Vigna angularis (adzuki bean), 1554 nucleotides long. RefSeq names its product WAT1-related protein At1g68170. The record is from RefSeq and is a predicted model, not a curated record. Bases 48 to 1244 code for a protein of 398 amino acids. Lineage: Eukaryota; Viridiplantae; Streptophyta; Magnoliopsida; Fabales; Fabaceae. Gene Ontology annotation, molecular function: transmembrane transporter activity. Gene Ontology annotation, cellular component: plasma membrane. The transcript has 7 exons.
AUCGCUACCUAUUUCCCAUUUAAGCUUACUUUGAACCGAAAAACAGAAUGGUAGAAAUGAAGGGAGUGAUGAAUGCAAUGCAUGGGUUGAAACCAGUGUUGCUGAUGGUGUUAGUGCAAAUUGCAUACACUGCUGUCAAUGUGCUUUUCAAACUCGCCAUAAACGACGGAAUGAGUGUAAAAGUUGCCACAACGUAUCGUCUCGCUUUUGGAUCUGCUUUCACUGUUCCUCUCGCUCUCAUUUCUGAAAGGAAGAAAAGACCAAAGAUGACUUGGAGGGUUCUUUUCAUGGCAUUUCUCUGUGGAUUAUUCGGGGGAAGUUUAUUUCAGAAUCUUUUCUACCAGUCCUUGGCUUUAACAUCAGCAACGUUUGCCUCCGCUCUCUACAAUCUCAUUCCGGCUAUCACCUUUGUGAUGGCCAUUUCCUGCGGUUUCGAAAGGUUGAAUUGGAGGGCAGCCGCAGGAAGGGCCAAGGUGUUGGGAACUAUAAUUGGGAUUGGUGGGGCAAUGGUGUUGACUUUUAUCAAAGGUGCAGAGAUUAAUAUCUGGCCUUUCCACAUCAACCUUAUGCAUCCACGUCAGCACCAAGAUGGCCACGUGGCACAGUUAAAUUCUGACUCUAGCAAUACAUUGUUGGGGGCUCUUUGUUCCAUAUUAAGCUGCUUCUCUUUUUCUCUCUGGCUCACCAUUCAGGCUAAGAUGAGCAAAGAAUACCCUUGUCACUAUUCAAGCACGGCUCUGAUGUCUACGGCAGGAGCAAUACAGGCCGCUGCUUUUGGUUUCUGUGUUGAGAGAGAUUUCAGCCAAUGGAAGUUGGGUUGGAAUAUCAGGCUACUUGCUGUGGCUUAUUCGGGAAUCGUGGCCUCUGGAAUAGUAGUUAUUAUUACUGCAUGGUGCAUACAAAUGAGAGGGCCUCUUUUUGCGUCUGUUUUCAACCCGCUAAUGCUUGUGCUUGUGGCUAUUGCUGGUUCUUUGAUGCUCAACGAGAAUUUGUAUGUAGGAAGUGUGGUUGGAGCAGUGCUGAUUGUGUGUGGGUUGUACAUGGUUCUGUGGGGUAAAAGUAAAGAGAUGAAGAACAUCACUCAGUUAGUGCCAUCGGAGACCAUCCGAGAAGCUGAAGCCGUAGAAGUUGUUGUCGUGUCCACCCCAAUGGAUCAUGAUAAAUGUGACCACAACAACCGAAGCGAAAUCACUGCUAUUACAAGGAAUCUUGACAAAGAUUGUGAGGAUUUGACAAAACAAUAAGGAAAGCUGAUGAAGAUAUUCGAGUAUAGAGGGAGUAAGGGAUUGGUCACACUUGUUUUUGUGUUUGAUUCUUUUAUUCCACUACCAGUCAAUCAACUACGUUUCACUUUACAGUUUACUGUAGCAUAAACUUUAACAUAAGCCCACUACCAAUCAGCCCAAACUUCUGCCUGACGAAACCGACGGCCUAGUGUAACAAAAUAAUUUAAUAUGGGCCUCUACUUUGGGCUUUUAGCCCAUGAAUUGUAAGCAUUAGAGAGGUUAUUGUUUUGUAUUUGCCCACCAAGAUAAAUAAAUACAGUUUACUCUA